AGCAUAUUGUGAUGUGUGAGUAAGACGGCAGACAGACAUCACUAUAACUACACUACACUACUAGACUCGUUACUGCGCGUUACGUACUUUACGUAUCACGUCUAUUACACUGACUGCACUCCGGUAAUGAAUGGGUGCGUUGGAGGCCCCGCCUUUUCCGGUGGUCACACUGACCAAUGAAAGCGCACAAUGCAGCGCAAUGGGAUGUAACGUAAUCCGCCGUCGUGUCGGGAUCGGAAUGUAAGAGUGUAACAAUCGGAACAACUGAGCAAAUGGUGAUUAGGAAGGAAAACCGGACUGAGCAACUUCCUGACGAUCCUCCAGCGGUACGAGACGUACAAAGUGUCCUGGCUGUUUAUCAUCAUCAUCAUCACCAUCAUCUCUCUGCCUCUGUCCUGUGGUCCACAUCAAAGGAUUCAUUUAUUGCGCGUGACGAUCGGACGCACGCGAGGAAAAGAGUAGAAUGCAGGGAUUCGUGAGAUUAGUGAGAUUUGGAUGAAGUGACCUCCACCUUUUAGAGACUGGGAAGGAAUUAACGGAGGUGUGAGGACAGCUGGAGUAACACAGAAACAGAUUAAUCCUCUGUCGAUGUGUUAGUGCACUUCACAGUAUCAUCAUUAUCAUCAUCGGUUUUUUUAAUCCACUGGGAUUAAAAGUUAACCCUGCGACGCGCCGAAUGGAAGUUCAGAGAUAACCAGAACCAAAGUGAGAUUUUAAUGGGAAGGAAAUCGGUGAGUCCGGGUUUGUUUUACAGCACAGAGAGAUAUGGGGCGCUUUAAAAUGCUCCAACUAGACAGUCGCGGGAGAGAGAGAGGGAAUAACCGGUAAAGUCGCCCACAUGCGCUGGAACAGCGGUUCGGCACGGGAUCGGUAUCCGAAGCAGAGGGAAGCUCAGGCGGCUCGGGAAUCCUGGCAGGCUGGAAGAUGGCGGAGCGGCGUGACAGUAGCCGUAGGCGGUGAGAGCCAAACUUCGAGAUUUGUUCGCAGACGUUCGCAGGGCCCGGCUCUUAGGACCCAUGCAGGCCAAAAAGCGCUACCUGGUUUCGCUGCUUACCGGCGCCUUCCUGCUCCUGCUCUUUUACUUCGGGGGCGUCCCGGUGUCCACGGGCGUAAAGAGCCGGCAUGAGCGCAGCCGUCACGGCCACCGGCGCACUGAGCAGCCGUGGCCACACUUCUCCGACCCCUUAAACUCCUUCAGUCCGUGGGACCAUACCGACACGGAGGAGUACAAUAUCCACACGUCUCCCAGGCAAAAGCGGGACGUACACGCCAGCGUGUAUAAGGGCAAGCGCUGUCGCAUGGACUCGUGCUUCGAUUUCUCGUUAUGUCGCCCGAACGGCUUCAAGGUGUACGUGUACCCGCAGCAGAAAGGCGAGAAGAUCUCCGAGAGCUACCAGAACAUUUUGGCUACUAUUGAGACCUCCCGCUUUUACACGUCCGACCCGAGCCAGGCGUGCGUAUUCGUGCUGAGUUUGGACACGUUAGACCGGGACCAGCUCUCCCCGCAUUAUGUGCACAACCUGCGCGCCAAGGUGCAGGGCCUGCCGCUGUGGAACGACGGCAGAAACCAUCUGAUCUUCAACUUGUACUCGGGCACCUGGCCAGACUACACGGAGGACCUGGGAUUUGACAUCGGCCAGGCAAUGUUAGCCAAGGCCAGUAUCAGCACAGAGACCUUUCGGCCACACUUUGACGUGUCCAUCCCACUUUUCCCCAAGGAGCAUCCAAAAACUGGUGGUGAGAGGGGAUACCUCAAGUACAACACUAUCCCACCAUUUAGGAAGUACAUGCUUGUGUUCAAGGGCAAGCGCUAUCUCACUGGUAUUGGCUCGGACACAAGGAACGCUUUGUAUCAUGUUCAUAAUGCUGAAGAUGUGGUUCUGUUGACCACCUGCAAACACGGGAAAGACUGGCAGAAGCACAAGGAUGCACGCUGUGAUCGGGACAACGCAGAGUAUGACAACUCUUUCCCUUCGCUCUGUGGGGAAAUCAAGAUGGAUGAAGGCAGUAUUGCCAGACAGUUAAUAUACACUGUGCAGAUGGGAUAUGACUACCGUGAAAUGCUUCACAACUCCACCUUCUGUCUGGUGCCGCGAGGACGGCGAUUGGGCUCCUUUCGCUUCCUGGAAGCAUUGCAGGCAGCCUGUGUGCCAGUCAUGCUAAGUAAUGGUUGGGAGCUUCCCUUUUCCGAAGUCAUCAACUGGAACAUGGGCGCUGUGAUCGGAGACGAACGGCUCCUGCUGCAGAUCCCCUCCACAGUGCGCUCCAUCCAUCAGGAUAAGAUCUUGGCUCUGAGGCAGCAGACUCAGUUCCUGUGGGAGGCCUACUUCUCAUCAGUGGAGAAGAUUGUACUUACCACCCUAGAAAUCAUUCAGGACCGGGUUCUACAGCACACAGCACGCAGUAGUGUGAUGUGGAACACUCAUCCCGGAGGUCUCUUCACUCUGCCUCACUACUCCUCCUAUCUAGGUGACUUCCCGUUCUUCUAUGCCGGCCUCGGGAUCAGAACAUUCCCCAGGUUCACUGCGGUCAUCCAUGCCGUCACCCCGCUGGUGUCUCAGUCUCAGCCCAUACUCAAGCUCCUGACAGCCGUUGCCAAGUCUCAGUACUGCGCUCAGAUUAUUGUAUUGUGGAAUUGUGACAAGCCCUUACCUGCCAAGCACCGAUGGCCUGCCACCUCUGUGCCCGUCAUAGUCAUUGAAGGAGAGAACAAGGUGAUGAGCAGUCGCUUUCUGCCUUAUGAGAGCAUCCUUACUGACGCUGUGCUGAGUCUGGAUGAGGACACGGUGCUCUCGACCACAGAGGUGGAUUUUGCCUUCACAGUUUGGCAAAGUUUCCCUGAGAGGAUUGUGGGAUACCCUGCGCGCAGUCAUUUCUGGGACAGUAAUAAGGAGCGUUGGGGAUACACUUCCAAAUGGACCAACGAUUACUCAAUGGUUCUGACUGGAGCCGCCAUCUACCACAGAUAUUACCACUACCUAUACACCCACUUCCUGCCCAGCAGUCUAAAGAACAUGGUGGACCAGCUCGCUAACUGUGAAGACAUCCUGAUGAACUUCUUGGUGUCGGCCGUCACAAAGCUGCCACCCAUCAAAGUGACACAGAAGAAGCAGUACAAGGAGACCAUGAUGGGGCAGUCAUCCCGGGCGUCUCGCUGGGCAGAUCCUGACCACUUCGCCCAGCGUCAGACCUGCAUGAACAAAUUCGCCAGCUGGUUUGGCUCGAUGCCUCUGGUCCAUUCGCAAAUGAGACUGGAUCCGGUUCUGUUUAAAGAUCAGGUCUCCAUCCUCCGCAAGAAAUACAGGGAAAUCGAGCGCCUCUGACCAGACGAGCGCCCCCUACUGAGCGUGCAGCAGGGGGCAGCGGGAUACUCUGUGGAAAGCAGGAGGACACAGGCACAAGGAGUCUGAGGCGGUCACUCCUCCACUUUUUUCCACUGUUAGUGAACUGUUAGUGACUAGUCUGGCAGAUUGUGAGCACUCUCUGGGCUCUUUCAUACAUACACACCCAAAGUCAACUUUUGACCACAAGACUGAAAAAAUGUUUUAUUUUGUUUUAUUAUUAUUAUUAUUAUUUUUUGCCGUAACGGACAGACGAUCCUAGCCAGCACAUGAGAGGAUAUGGGAGAAGACAGGAGGGAUGCAUCAGUGUGUCUUCACACCUUCACAUCUACAUAAAGAUACAUCAGGAUCUGAACCACAACUCAUCCUCAGCUCCCACUUUCAGAACAUUUCUAUACGUCCGUCUCGUUCUUCACGUCUUGCACACGAAGUCCUGGAGAAUCGAUUGUUCGUACUCGUACACAUCACAUAUCUUAUAACAUUUGCUAAUUGUCUUAUUCCAGUCUUUUGUUCAUUUCAGUACUAUAAAUAAGCAGUAUACAUGUUUUACAGGAAGAAAUCACACGAUCUGAAUUCACUCUUUUAUAGUAACCGAGAGGAAUUGUGCAAGCAUUUUUUUUCCUUUAUUAUUCUCAUUGCCAGGGUCUAAAAGGAAUCGUUUCUUUUUGCAUUCCUUUAGUGCCAAAAUUACUAAUUGCCUUUUACAUGCGACAACAGACUUCUACACAUUUGAAUUUAUUUCACCACUUCUAAAAUGUAUAUUGUCUCACGACAAGCCGAAUUUUGUGGGCGAAUCGAGGCGUCUCUCUUGAUUAAACGCGCGUGCGAAGUACUCGUAAAGCACUCGGUGCCGAUCGGGACAAGAUCUGUUGUCUAUUUCAGGCCAAAUUCCACCGAGCGGUUUCUUUCGUCUUUUUCUGCAUACCUGUAGAAGAAUGAGCGGCAGGCCGGAGACAUGGCACGGCCUCGUCGUUCGGCAUUUAUCGUCUUCAGCAGGAUGUACAAAACGUCUUUAUCCAUUUACUUGCUAAUCUCCACGCACCAUCUGGACACACACGUGUUUAUUUAUUUUAUUUUAUUUUUUAAUUUAAAGUAAAACUCGCAUCCUGUGUCACUGAUUUCCUCUCAUAGGAGUGGUUAGAUGAUGAUGAUGAUCAUGAUCACACCUUGAUCUCACACGUCUCUGCAGUACUAUAUAUCGUUAAGUGUUUCUGUCGAAGAAGAGCUCUUCACCCUUCCUCUCGUACAGGUUUCUGAAUGUGUGAUGACUUGAAGGAGCAGCAUGCUUUAGUGGCCUUUGUUUUUUUUGUUGUUGUUUUUUUUUGUGAAGGUGACUGGUCUUAAAUUGAGCCAGCAGUGAGCCAAAGCACCCCCCACCCCCCUUUACCACAGCGACCAUUACAACCGUUAAACAACUGAUGCUCUUAUCUUGCAGUCCCUUAAACACUACAUGACAUUUUUGUGUUCAACAUUCAAAUUUCUAAUAUUCCCAUACUAGUUUUUUUUUUCAUAGCCAAGCUCUGUGAAUGCCAGGUUUGUUUUUUAUUGUUCUGUUUUGUAUUCUUUACUUUUCCAGACUAUUUACGUUUACAUUUGUAUUUGUAAUUAUCAACGCAAUUCCAGACAGUUUUAGGUAAUUGAGCAGAAAAUUAAAACACCCCAAAGCAAAUGGGAAUCUCUUCUGUAUGUAUUUGUGUCUGCAGUCUAUAAUGUGUCUUAACCAUCUUGACAUGGGAUUUUAGCAGAAUCCAUUAUUCCCGGUGAUGAGGCUAUGAUUUGCAGCACCAUGUGUUAUGAAUGCAGAGUAAAGACAAUUUUCCAGAAGGUUUAGCCUUGUUUAAUUUUCUGUCUAGCUUUUUAACAUGACAGAUGAUGGUAAUUAAAGAGUAAAAGCUCAUUUGGCUGGCAGGAAACACUGACACACGUCUGGGGAACUGCUAAGUUCGGUAAACCCUCUUAAUUUCCAUAUCGAACCUUAUCUACGAUUGUGAAUUGUCAUCACAGAUAACAUGACAUUUUCAUUUCCCACUCGGUACUCUGAUGAAACUUGCCGUUUGAUGAACGCAGCCUUGCUGUACAUAACCUGUAUUUAUUUUCUUGCGUAUGUAUAGUAUUCGGACGCUCGCACCGACUGGUCAGGACCUUCUGACGUUUGUAUAGCAUCCAACAACAACACACACACAAAAAAAAAGAGAGCGUUUUGUCUACGGUGUCCUUUUUGUUUCGUUCUAACUCAGUGAUAAAAAAAAAACUGUCCAGCUUGUAGUGUUACUCCCAUGGCCUGUAACUUUGGGAUGAUUAUGAAUGCAUACAUUGUGACUUCAUACGGUGUUAACGAUUUGUUCGGACAAUUUUUUUAUUUUUUUCAUAGUUCACUGGCACCUUUAUUUUUAUUUGUAUUUUUUCCAAGGCUCGGGCUGCUGCCGCUGCUGCUGUGUAACCUGCCACCAAAGACUUGUGCUAACCAGCAGCCAUAAGGAAACUGAUUUUCUCCAGCUAAUCUUUUUUUUUUUUACUUUUACUUCCUACGUUUUGUACCAUGUUCGGCUCGAAGAAUUCUGUUCCCGAGAUCCUUCCUUUAUAAAACUAGAACUAGCGUCAUAUAUGAAUGAAUUCUUUUUUUUUUUUAAAGCUCCUGCAUAACUUUGAUUAGCAAUAAGUAAAAACAGCACUUAGAAUCGUGAGCAGGCUUGAGCGGUGACCUUUGCCUGAUUGUGCCUUUUUGAUUUAAUUUGAGCUCGGAAUUAAUGACCGUUCAACGUUAAUAAAGAAGGGAAAAGUGUGUUAAAACGUAACCCCGCCACAUUAAGCAGCUUCGUGUUCUCUUUCACAGGAGAGCUCUCGCUUGUUCGGUUUAACGUCUGCAGCCUUGCAUGACCACUUCAGGCUAUUUACUUACAUCAGCAUCUGAGAACUUUUUUUUUAAUAAAAAAAAAAAGGAACAAACAAACAUUAUGACUGCAUCCUCCUGUCCACCCUCCUUUCUCCUGUAAUUAACAGAAGUUUUUUUAUAGAGAUGAUAAAGAAAAUAGAAUAAUGCCAAUUUUGUAUGAAUGAUUUAUAAGAAAAUGAAUAAAAGUCAUAUUUGAUGGUA
Molecule: messenger RNA, 6435 nt
Organism: Tachysurus fulvidraco (yellow catfish)
Lineage: Eukaryota; Metazoa; Chordata; Actinopteri; Siluriformes; Bagridae
Gene: ext1b
Product: exostosin glycosyltransferase 1b
Exons: 12
Coding region: 1017-3323 (768 amino acids)
Cellular component (GO): membrane
Molecular function (GO): glycosyltransferase activity
Source: RefSeq, a predicted model, not a curated record